This is a messenger RNA of Branchiostoma belcheri (Belcher's lancelet), 6143 nucleotides long. Its product is annotated as toll-like receptor 6. Gene Ontology annotation, molecular function: protein binding. The record is from RefSeq and is a predicted model, not a curated record. The transcript has 2 exons. Bases 1455 to 5990 code for a protein of 1511 amino acids. Lineage: Eukaryota; Metazoa; Chordata; Leptocardii; Amphioxiformes; Branchiostomatidae.
UCGUUGACGUAACGUUAUCCACAGUUAUGUUGUUUUUAGAAACAAAGACCUAAAUGAUUUCAGACUACUCAGGAUUCAUCAUAAUUUACCCCGUAGCUAUUAGAGCAGAAGCUCUUUUGAUAAUUCAUACACGUUGUUGUGAAGUACUAGUACUUAAAUUGCUGAAGAAGGCUUAAACAUCCAUACUUGCAAACAUUCUCGGAGUAGAAGAAACCCUGUAUUGAUAUCCUAUAUCUGCCACUUGCAUGCAUGUUAUAAUAUAUACACGUCUCAAUCCACUUAAAAAUAGCUACUUGUGCGACUUUAAAUUGUAUACGUAUGCUGAUAGGUUUGUAUCAGUCUGGCAAAGCAGGCAUGGUGAGAGAUUUGUCAGCCAGCUGAUCGAUGAUCAAAAAGAGGCUCUGAAAAUUCCUGUGUUGACUUCGAGGAAAUUUUCUCAGGUUGAGAGAAGUUCCUCAAACAGCAACAACAAAACAAUGUGAAAUCAAUGUGCAGGGAUAAAAGGAUCCAACUUAAAGUUUAUGGGAUAUAUAAUUUCCAGAUUUGUUUUGAACCGCGACUUUGCCAGUGCUUUUACGCUUUGUGGCUUCGAACAAAAAGAUGCCCUUUGACUAGUAAUUUCAUAUCUGAUGGCAAAAGCGGAAUCCUGUCAGACAACUUGGCGCUAGCCUCAGGUGCUCGCGUAGCAGCUACAGCUUUUAAAACUCCGCGUCAUGAUCAGACAGAAAUAAUUAAAUCACAGAUCUUUCGACUGGUGUAUUUUGGGCCGCUGAUGUGAACUGUGGAACGUCAACUCUAUUCAGACGACCAUAUUGACACGAACAGGUCUUUCAGACCAGCUCUAGCUAGUACGCAAUUUGUAACACUGAGUGCAUAAUGCUGAGGUCACAUUUCCAAACUGGGGCCCGGCCGGGCUGUUUGCAUCAAAGAAAAAUGAAUAUCACAAAUAUCUGUAACACAAAUAGUACUCAUUUUUUAAUAUUCAUAGUUUCUAAAAUUGUUACAGUUUUGACCAGUCUAUGUUAAUUAAACCCAUCUCAAACAUAUCUAUCUAACAUCACCAAGAAACUGGAAGAAGCCGAAUCUUUGUAUUAGAAUUUGUUUUAGAAUCCAUGUUUGAGAUUAGUAUUAGUCUUGUCAAUGUGUAUGUGUAUGUGUGUUACUUCUACUUUAAUUUGUAUUUGUAUGCCUAUACUCAGCAUGAUAGGAAAUGAAUGUAUAAUAAAGUGUAAUAUAAUAAGAAUGUACAAUCUACUGUUAUCAUUAAUAACCAAUAAGAGGCUGAUCAACAUAUCAUUUCUGUCGAGCCUUCGCAUUUUAAUACAACCUUUCAUCUUUCACAGCGAUGCAGUGCAAACAUCAAAUAAUUUGGCAGUCUUUCUAACGAAUAAACUGCCCAAGCUCUCUUACUACCAAUAACUAGUAAUGUUGAUAGAAUCUUUUUAUUACAAGUAAUGUUUAGAUGUCGGACAGUUGCAGGUUCGAAGACUUUUACGAUGGCGACGACUGUAAACCCCCUCCCCAACAGAACAACUGUGACCGUGAUUGCCGUGUGGUUACUCGUGCUGCUGCCCUCCCCUGUUGUACCGUGUCCGGGAUCGUGUUCAUGUUCUGGUACACGUGUUUCUUGCUAUCGCCUUGGACUCACAUCCAUUCCAGACAACAUACCCAAUACAGCAACAUCGGUAAACCUGUAUGACAAUGCUAUACAAACCAUCAAAAACAGUGAUUUCACCGGCUUGUCAAAUCUACGGGACCUUUAUGUACAAAAAAACUUGAUAACCACCCUCACCAACGGGACAUUCUCCGGGCUGUCCAGUCUUCAGAGGCUGUACAUUAGUCACAAUUACAUACGAAAGAUCCCCGAUGGCACUUUUAUUAGCUUGUCAAAUCUACAGUACCUCGAUGUAGACAACAAUUUCAUAACCACCCUCACCAACGGGACAUUCUCCGGGCUGUCCAGUCUUCAGGGGCUGGGCAUUAGUCACAAUUACAUACGAAAGAUCCCCGAUGGCACUUUUAUCGGCUUGUCAAAUUUACAGUACCUCAAUGUAGACUACAAUUUCAUAACCACCCUCACCAACGGUACAUUCUCCGGGCUGUCCAGUCUUCAGAGGCUGUACAUUAGUCACAAUUACAUAGGAAGGAUUGCCGAUGGCACUUUUAUCAGUUUGUCAAAUCUACAGAUACUCUAUGUAGACUACAAUGUUUUAACCACACUCACCAACGGUACAUUCUCUGGGCUGUCCAGUCUUCAGAGGCUAAGCAUUCGUCACAAUUACAUACGAAAGAUCCCCGAUGGCACUUUUAUCAGUUUGUCAAAUUUGCAGUACCUCUAUGUAGACAACAAUUUUAUAACCACCCUCACCAACGGUACAUUCUCAAGGCUGUCCAGUCUUCAGAGGCUGAACAUUCGUCAUAAUCGUAUUAGAAGAAUCUCCGGCAGUGCUUUUGAUGGCCUAUCAAGGAUUUCAUCACUUUAUCUCGACUACAAUGUCAUUAGAAACAUCACAAAUGACACUUUCUUCGGUCUUGUGAACCUACAAUAUCUUCACCUUGCACACAACUCCAUCACAAACAUCACCAGUAGUACAUUCACUGGUCUACCUAACCUUCAAACGCUGAAUCUCCGUAACAAUGGCAUCAUGGACAUCCCAAGUAACACGUUUGUCGGCCUAUCAAAUCUCCAUACUUUGAUACUUGACAAAACCGCCAGUGGCAUAGUUUUGCCCAACCUUGAACGUUUAUUUCUUUGGCAUAGUGGCAUAACAAGGCUCACUAGUGAACUUUUUACCGGUCUCCCGGGGCUUAAGAACCUGUAUCUGCUGUACAGUGGCAUCAAAAAUAUUGCAGGCGGCGCUUUCAGUGGUCUGCCCCAUCUUAGUUAUCUGCAUCUUCAGUACAACGACAUAACAACUCUCACCAGUGGAGCUUUCAAUGGUCUGUCCAGUCUUGAGUAUCUGAAUCUUCAGAACAACGACAUAACAACUCUCACCAGUGGAGCUUUCAGUGGUCUGUCCAGUCUUGAGUAUCUGAAUCUUCAGAACAACGACAUAACAACUCUCAUCAAUGGCACUUUCAAUGGUCUGUCAAGUCUCCGUAGACUGUAUCUUCAGAACAACGACAUAACAAAUAUCACCAGUGGCGCUUUCAAUAGUCUGUCAAAUCUUUAUACACUGCACCUUGGGAACAACGACAUUACAUCUCUCAUCAAUGGCACUUUCAGUAAUUUAUCCAGUCUUUCAACUCUGCAACUUCAGAACAACAACAUUGAAAAUAUCGCCAGUGGUACUUUCAGUGGGCUUGGCAAUCUUCGGACAUUAAAUCUUGGUGAUAAUGUCAUAAACAACAUCAGUAAUGACACUUUCAUUGGACUGUCCCGCCUUUCGUAUUUGUCCCUUCGUAACAAUGACAUUACAACUAUCAGUGGUAUCUUCAGUAAGCUUCGUAAUCUACAAACAGUAAAUCUAGAUGAUAACAGUCUUAUCAACAUCCCUGAUGGUGCUUUUACAGGUCUGCUCCAGUUAUCAAGUCUGUAUCUUCGUAACAACCUCAUGAAAACUAUUGACAGCAAUACUUUCAGUAGUCUAUUGAAUCUUCAACGUCUAUAUCUCGACAACAAUGAUAUCUCAUCUAUCACCAAUGGCGCUUUCAACCGACUACCCAGACUCCAUGAACUUUCUCUCAACAAUAACACUAUAACCUAUAUAAACACUAUAACCAAUAUGCCCAAUAUUCAGCGACUACAUCUCAACAACAAUCCAAUUUCUAAUAUCAACGGAAGUUCUUUCUCAGGCCUGUCUAGCCUUACAUACCUUAACCUCCAGAACUGUGGCAUUACAAGCAUCGAUGGUGGCACGUUCAUCGGUCUGCCUCGGCUUAGCACUCUGUUCCUCGACGGCAAUAUCUUAGCCAACAUCUCCAGUAUGUCUUUCACACUGCCUUUGGCUAAUCUUGACAAUCUGUAUCUUCGGAACUGUGGCAUUAUAGGCAUUAACAAUGACAACCUCAGGAGUCUACAAAGUCUUUCCUAUCUACAAUUAGACAACAAUUUCAUAUCCAACAUUGGGAAUGGUACAUUCGUUGGCCUAUCCCGUCUUCAAAACCUAAAUCUUCAGAACAAUGCCAUAUCCGAAAUCGCUGAUGGCGCAUUCAAUGGACUGUUCAGUCUAAAAACACUUAAUCUUGCCAACAAUUUCCUACCCAACAUAGCUCGUACCCACUUCACGGACAUGCAUAAUCUUCGAAAGAUAUAUCUUAAGAACAAUAACAUACGUCACGUUGAUGCCACAGCUUUCUCUGAUCUUCUUAACCUAAAAGAGUUGUACCUAGACGGAAACCCUUUGGGAAACCUGACGGACGACCUGUUUUCUCGCAUAACUAAGCUACAAGUUAUCAGUUUAGUUAGAUGCAAACUCACCACCGUACCGACCUUGCCGCCAUCUAUCAAAUUGAUUCAUCUUGGUGGGAACCCAAUACAGAUACUACAGUCGGGAGAUUUCAGCGACCUGCCGAACCUUCUGGAUCCAGAUCUUUGCAACCAAUACAAGGACACAAAGGCAGAUUAUGAUCAAAUAAAUGAGGACUACUACUACUCCUCCGACUAUGGCUACUACUACAACAAUGACAACUGUGACUACAGCAGAUCAUACAAGAAUGCAUCAGAUUACCCUCUCAUCAGAGUAGCUAGAGGGGCAUUCACCCACCUCGAUCAUCUGAAGGCCAUAACGUUACGGGGUAACGGUAUCAUCUACAUCUCCCCACGAGCUUUCGUCAACCUGCCGAGUCUGAUGGAUGUAGAUCUGAGUUACAAUGAGAUCCCCUACCUGCUUCCAGACACAUUUGUGGACGUACCCCGUCUUCGGUUCCUGUAUCUCCAUAGCAACAAGCUAACCGCCCUUCCACCGGAGCUGUUUGGGAGACUGCCAGCGCUGGAAAAAGUCACUCUGUACAACAACCCGUGGAAGUGUGACUGUUGGCUACAGGGGAUGGUACAGUGGAUAAAUACCACAGACGUGACAUAUGAAGGUCGAUCACCGGUUAAGUGCACAUGGAGUCCAGUGCCAUCCCUGCUGAAUGUGUCACUGUCACAAGUGGAUCCCCAGUCACUGAUCUGCGAGCAGACCACAACACCGCAAUUAACAUCAACAGCUACGAGCCACACCAGCACAAGGAUAGAGGAAAACACCAUUCCCUCGCCUACAAAAAAGACUGCUUUCACAGUUACUCCCAGCAUCUCUCCACCAAGAGAUGUUUCUUUGGUAACAACAACCGCAACUGAAUCGAUAGUUCAAUGGGAAUCUCCCUCUAACGAUGUCAUGGGCUACAUGAUCUCUUACGUGAACACAAAGAGUGGCCGAGUACAGAGGACCCAACCAAUUCAUCCAAGCGUCAAUUUCUACACUAUAUCUAACUUGUCUCCGGGUACAACAUAUCGCGUGUGUGUAGUCGCUCUGUAUACAGUGGGCAGAAGUGCAGCAACAAACAACACGUGCAUCACGGUCACAACAAAAGAGGGCACAAGCACAGACCAAACCCUGGUCAUUUCCCUGGCAGCAGUGGGUGUCAUCGCAGCGGUGGUCAUCGUGGGAACGAUCGUGAUGUGCAAGUUGAGGCGAAUGCAUCAAUCUACACCCAGUUCUACCCACAAUGCAGCACACAACAUCCAACUGACGUCAACUGCGACGUCAACGGCGACACCUCCGGUCACAAACACCGGCGUGGCGGCAACUCGCCCUGACGACAAGUUGGACGUGGCGGCUGGUGGACAAACAUCAACCCCUUCUGAUGACCACUUCUACAUGCAUCUGGUAUAUCCUGACACACAGGGACGAGGCGUAACAAACCCAGCAGCAACCCCUGGCCAAAGUGGGGCAGCAUCCCCAGGUAGGCAGUCUGAGAGUGUACAUGUAUAUGAAGAUGUUAAUGAGACAAGGAAGCAAGUUGGAGGAAAUGUCGAAGACCAUGUCUACCAGAACGAUGCACUGUAGUGUUAUAACAUUUACUUUAAGGUCACGUUUUACUUUGUGACAUAAGUUAUAUGUAAAUAAUGUUUCAAUUUUGAUGUGUAUCUGUAUGAUGUACUGUUAAGUUCUAUAACUCCAGGAAGACUUAGUCUAGCUGCAUAAUUGAUCUUGUACUAC